This is a messenger RNA of Teleopsis dalmanni, 3543 nucleotides long. It is a transcript of the gene mars, whose product is annotated as guanylate kinase-associated protein mars. Bases 200 to 3481 code for a protein of 1093 amino acids. Gene Ontology annotation, molecular function: microtubule binding. The record is from RefSeq and is a predicted model, not a curated record. Gene Ontology annotation, biological process: signaling; mitotic spindle organization; centrosome localization. Gene Ontology annotation, cellular component: spindle pole centrosome; nucleus; cytoplasm. The transcript has 4 exons. NCBI's taxonomy places the organism in Eukaryota, Metazoa, Arthropoda, Insecta, Diptera, Diopsidae.
AUUAUAUGUUUUAGUAGGAAAUUAUCAACCAUCAUUUUUUCUUAAUACGUCCCUGGAUUUAAAAAAUUUUCCUUCUAACGCAAUAAAUACCCAUAGCGGCAUUUGAAUUUAUUUUUCAGUUUUUGUUUAACAGUUCGGUAUUACAGUUUGUUCGCGCCUUUGAAUAUCGUUUUUAAUUUACUUAGACUAACUUUAUUCGAUGGAACGUCAUAGAUCUCUCUACAAAGACCUAAAUAAUGGUCUAUUAAGCCCUAGAAAUUUUAGCAAAAUAAAUAGAAAUAUAAGUAAUACCAAUCGAGCAGAAAAACGCAUGCAAAAUUAUUUAAGUUGCCGAAAUAUAUCAGUAAGUCCAUCGCCUAAAAAGGAGGGCAUAAAGAACGAGUUACCAUCUAAUGGCAUUAGCAGGAGCGAUUUAAAUAAUCACACUAAUUCUAAAAGUAAUAAAAAUGAAUCCAGUGAACUUUGUGGCGGAAUUGAUUGCUUGCCGGCACGAAACGCUGACAAACAAAUAAAUUUGGAUUUAAAAAAUGAUUUACAAACGUGUAUUGAGAAACCGAAACCUGAAAAAGCAGAAAUAAAUUGUGCAAAAAUGGUUAAAAUCCAGCGCCAAAAUGCUUUUGAUGAAAAAGAGCUUAACAUAAAACAAACGAAGCAAAAUAAGGAGAACCAAGCAACCAGCGGUAAUGGGACAAAAUCUCUAACUGGUACUGUUGGUGAAGCGUCUGCAUCUGAAAAGAAUUCACGACGACAAAAUUUUCUUAAUAGAUAUAUAGCUUGGAAAAAUGAAAAGAAAAGUAAAGAACAAGAACGAAAAAAUAUAACUAAACCAUUCGUGCCGGCAGGCGCCCAUACAAAACCCAUAAAGAGUGCAAAAAGUUCAGUAGAAAGUGCAAUGCCAAAAAACUAUCAAUUUAAACCACCUGCAGGAAUUAAAAGUCCAGUUACUUCAGAGCAUAAAUUAAAUCAAGAAGAUAGAAAGACUCGGCAAUCUAUUUACACAGUUGUUCCAACACCGCCUAGAAAAAACAAUAACUUAAGUGGAGAUAAUUUAAACAAAAGACCAAUUUCUAGUUUAACGUCAGAAGUUUUGCGAAAUAAACUAAACUGUCCUGAAAGAAAAACCAAUAUUUCUUAUAAUACAACAAAGAUCGAUGCAGCAGGAAUCAAAUCAGCAACACAACUGCGAAAAUCAACUAUCACAAAAAAUAUAACUGAAAAGGCAGCUGUUACGUCUGUUCGCGGUGGAAUAAAAAGCGAUACAAAUUCAUCUGCCAAACCGCAGACUUUGGCGUUUUCACAAACAACGCACCACAAAGCAAUAUCAACAAAAAAAAUAUCUGAAAAACUUAAUAAUAAGCAAGAUAAGCCUAAAAUGGUUGCACCCAAUUUAACAGCAGUGGUUGAUAAUGCAAAACUGAAUAAGGCUAAGACUGGCGUGUCAAAUAUAAGUACUUUAAAAGCUAAACAGGAUAAGGGAGCUUUUAAUAAACCAACAGGAAAGGUAAAUUCGAAACCAACUAAUACUGCUCUGCAAAGAGGCGCUAUAGGCAAAAUAAAAGAACUGCAGACUAAGCAAGAAAAUAACAUUAAAGAAAGCCAUAAAGCUACACAUUUGUCUAGGAAUCUUAAGUCGAAGAAAAUUAAUAAAUUGCCACAGAUGAAUAAAAAGAAAGCUUUUAACUAUUUAAGUGACCAGGAAUUGCAGCAACCUGUAUUGAAAACCCCAUUUGAAAUAGGUAAUUUCAAUCCGUUUGAAGCAUUUGUAACAUCGACUAAGUUGAAGUCGCCGUUAACCAAUGCAGUUGAGGAUAUAAAUAAUGCAGUAAGUCCUGUUAAACCAUUAGAAACGCAAGAAAUACAAAAACCUUCAUCUGAUAACUCAGCGAAGCGUGCACUUACAUUCAAUUCAAAAAAGUUCAACUUUUUGCGAUAUUCAGUAAUAGAAGGUUCUCAUGGUUCAAUGGAUAUUCCAUUAAACCAAAAUGCCGCAAUAGUGAAGGAUAAAACAUUGAAAUCAAUCAAUAAGUUUAAUGAAGACGAUGAUAAGCUUAAAACUCCACCUGAAAUUGAGGAGAAACCAAUUAGUUAUUUGAGCCCAUUUGUAAGUGUUUCGAGAGGAAAAGUUAGUUUAAUAAAGGAAAAAGAAAAACGCAACAGCAUUUAUCUAAACAGUGAGACUGAUUGCGUUAAGACAAAUGGCAAUGCAGAUAUAACUAAAGCAAGUCUUUCGAUCGAAACACGUCGCAUCGUUGCUGCAGUAAGUUAUUUCCGCGAACAAUUAAGCAAUGAAAUUGAACGCCUUGAUAGCCUUUGCGAAAAUUGGGAAAAAUAUAAAAACGAAAAUUUACAACAAUUACAAAAUACGGGGGGUGAUGAUAUGAUUAAUGCUACUAUAGGACAAACGAGACUUUUAACUAGUAAAAAGUUUAUGCAAUUCAAAGGACUUAUUGAGCGUUGUGAAAGUGGAGCAAAUAAAAAAGAUGUGGUUGACGAUGGAAGCGAGGAUACUAAGCCUGUGACGGAUGUAGAUUUAGAAGGCUUUUGGUCGAUGCUUGGCUUACAGAUCGAUAAUGUAGAUAAACGGUUUGACAGUUUAAAUCAUUGGCGGGAUAACAAUUGGUCUGAUCCAGACGUAAUUGUUAAAGUAAAUGAGAAAAAGAAAAAAGUUAAACCAAAAGCUAAAACAGCAUUUAAAGCGAAGCCUAGCUCAGCGCUACAAGAAAUGCUACGAAAAAUACACGCAGAAAGGCGAAAUAAUGCAAAAGAUACUAAAAUUGAUAUUCUGCAAAAUGGAAUUGAGCUUACACCGUCACAUAAACGUCACUCUCGUAGUGGUACACCUAGUUCUCAAGGUCGCAGCUCAUCAAGACGUAUUUCCGUACUGGUAAGAGAUAGGAAAAGCUUUUCAAAAACACCAACGAUUAUUACUAUGACACCGUCAUCGCGUAAAACUUUAAUUAAUCGUAAUGCCCCAUCGGAUUUAUCUAAACACGUAGAAACGAUUAACGAAUACAGGCGUAGCUUAACACUUAUGGAAGAAACAUUUAUGGAACAUACUAAUUUGUUGAAGACUGCACUUGUGGGUGCAGAACGAAAGAGUCAAAAUAGUAUAUUAGCAAUGACAACUCCUAGUCAAAUGUCGAAACGUAUAAAUGAAAGAAAAUCUAUUUUAAAAACUCCCGGCACACCAAAGGGAAAACCGAAAAAUGUGAAUUUCAAUGAAAAGUUGUGCAUAAAAAAUUUUAAAUUUAUUAUUAAUGAUGAAAUGGACACAUCCGACAAAAUUUUCAAUAAACAAAAAUCUGACUAUGAUUCUAUCAAAGUUCUUAAACAUAUGCCUAAAAAUGAUAAUAAUGGAAAUGCUGAUAGAGAUCAUGAUACACAUCAAAAUGAUAAAGACGAAAAUGAAUCACCAGGGGAGUAUACAUUACGCAACCGUACGAUCAAAUUGCGCCCAUCAUCUGAAAUUAUAAUACCUUAGUUUAUUUUUUGUUGUUCUAUUAUAUUUUACACGAUUUUCUUUGUUAAUUCUAAAAUAUUAAU